AUGCCCGCGUAUCCUGCGGAGAAUAUCAGUCAGGCUGGCAGCUCUUCCGAAACACCAGCUUCCAGCCGGUGGGACCGCAUCCAACGUUCUCCUACCUACGCUCAUCCAAAUGGUCCUACUAUUGAAGACUACACCGCUGGAUCGGUCGUCCCGCCGACGUUGACACCAGCUACGACUACAUGCCAGCCUGUGGCUCUCCAGGUCCUGUCUACUCUCUGGGAUGAUAGCAACGUGUCCAUGAUUGAUACAGAGAGACGCGUUCCAGCCGACCCCUCGAUUCCAAGCAUCGUUGCCCGCGCGCCCUCGCCCUCUAUACAAGAAACGCCCUCUGACCUGACAACAAGCGCAAGCUCAAUCCCUAGCACGACUACAACGCUGACGAACACACUUCCACCUACACAAUCUGCUGCUCUGCGCGCCCUCAAUGCCCCAGCCUUCCAGAAUCACCCAUCGACAAACGCCAACAGCAAGCCCGCGAAGUCUACCUCAAGUCAAACCACACUAUCAAGUCAGCCCGUCGUCGUGCGAACAUAUUCUGGCGCCCGUCACAUCUCUCGCGCUUCAUCUGGCGUGAAUUCUCCCCGACUGUUUCCCAACCUGAGUAGCAGCAUGCCGCCACCGGCUUCCAUGUUGACAGCAGGACUCGCCGGCCGAAGCGAGCGACUACCCGCGGCGGACGAUUUCUCGUUCUCGGCUAUACUUCGUGCGGUGGACCCAGAGAUAAGGGAGGCGAUUGAUGCUAUUGCGGAGAUAUGUGCGAAGAGCAGAUUGAGUCUCGCUGACGAGUACGAUGCUCAUCUGCCUCCGCAAGGAGAGAUCACAGCUAUGGGGACCGGUUGGGCCUCAAGCAUGGGUGCAAUGGCCGGGAGAGGACGUUUGCCACGAAUUGGACAGGCAUGGAACGCAGGAGAACAGACCUUGACAGUUGUGCCUGAGGCUAGCAGCUCGAGCGAGAGGCUUGUGAGCGAGCAUCACCAAAGCGCAACAGCCGAUCCCAAUAAGAAGAGAAACCAAUCCGCAUAUGGAAGUCUCAAAAGUGUUAUCAGCGGUGGUAGCGGAAAGAGAAGAGCUCUCGAUCUGAAUGUCUUCGGUUCAACAGAGCGGGACGUGUCGAAAGAGAACACGCAAAGUACCCAGACAGGCCCUGCAUGGAGUGUACGAGCCAGUCCGGCAGCAGCAAAUCACCCCUCUCUGACUAUAGUCACAUCAUCACAAGCCUCGAAACAACUCUCGCUCGAUUGUUCCUCUACAAUCAAAAACGUCCCCGAGGGACCUCAAGAGCAAGAAACACAGCAAACACAGACGAAAGCAACUGCCCUAGAUACGAAAUACGUCCCUUCCCAUCGCCGCAAUGCCUCGAGUAUCAGCAAUGCACAAUCGCGGGUGCGAUCGAGUACAUUGAGCUCAUUGACCUCCUGGAUCCCGUGGUCGCGCAACCCGGACGCAGAAGACAUGGACAAAGACGCGACGAAGGCGGUAGCGAAACUCAGGGAGAUGCUUGUACAAUCCGAGACCUCGAAUCUUGGUAAAGGGAAGGCACCAGCACACGCUGUAUGA
Messenger RNA from Aaosphaeria arxii CBS 175.79, 1557 nucleotides. RefSeq lists its product as uncharacterized. The transcript has a single exon. The coding region runs from base 1 to 1557 and encodes 518 amino acids. Lineage: Eukaryota; Fungi; Ascomycota; Dothideomycetes; Pleosporales. The record is from RefSeq and is a predicted model, not a curated record.